AUGGAAGCAAUCGCUAUUCACCACCAGCUCGAUGCUUCAAAGCCUGUAGGACCGUCAGUCAAAAAGGCGAAAUCGGUUGAAAAGGGGAACCAAACCCCGAAGCGUCGACGCCAAAAAGCCAAGAAAGGCAAGAACAAAGGCAAAAAGGACUGGGUAAAGUUUGAUAUCCAUGAGAAACCGGAAAGGCUGCCCUCAGGUACGCAAGUCAAGUUUGCUCUUGAAGAAACGGAUGGGAAUGGUCAGGAGGACAAGCGACCAUCAGGCCAGCAAUGUGCCGCUGAAGCUCAAAAGAAGGACCCCGAAAGUGGUGCCGAAGAGUACGUUACCUUCGUCCCAGGAUGGGGAGUUCCAGCAAACUUUUCAAUCAAGAAAUCGGAUAUCUCCAAACACUGCCCAACGCUGAAAGUGGCUGUCAACAGCAGCUUUCUCAAGACCCAGAACCAAACCUACAAGUUGAAGCAUUGCGGCCCUGGCACGAUCUCCAUGUUCCGCGAAUGGAUCCACACACAGCGUCUAGACCUCGACGACAAAUUGGCCGAUAAGGUCCAACGUGUAAAGCUUAGGUACGACUUAGCAUUCUUGUGGUGUCUUGCGCAGGAGCUUGAGAUGCCUGGUUUGCGAAUUGCUGCUCUUGAUGGCAUAUGCAAGAUCAAGGAAUAUAAGAAGGGAGAUGGCCAAUUCAUACCAUGGUGUGCCUUGCAGACGAUCUGGAGCAUCACGACUUAUGAUAGUGCGCUUCGACAGCUAUACAUUGAUGAACUCAUCUGGGGAAAGUUUUAUAGUGCAUGGGAGAACCAUGCUGACCUGUUCAAUAAGGAGAUGCUGCUUCAGAUAGCAACGGCCUACAGAAAAGCGUUGAGCCCUUUUUCCGAGUCAAGGGAAAAAGGCCGCGAAGACUAUGUUGUGGAGAAGCAGGAGGGUAAGGGAAAGAUGAAGGAACAGUAG
Messenger RNA from Mollisia scopiformis, 945 nucleotides. RefSeq lists its product as uncharacterized. The transcript has 2 exons. Bases 1 to 945 code for a protein of 314 amino acids. NCBI's taxonomy places the organism in Eukaryota, Fungi, Ascomycota, Leotiomycetes, Helotiales, Mollisiaceae. The record is from RefSeq and is a predicted model, not a curated record.